Camelina sativa (false flax) is the source of this 1378-nucleotide messenger RNA. Its product is annotated as phytochrome A-associated F-box protein. Lineage: Eukaryota; Viridiplantae; Streptophyta; Magnoliopsida; Brassicales; Brassicaceae. Gene Ontology annotation, molecular function: protein binding. The record is from RefSeq and is a predicted model, not a curated record.
ACGAUGUCUUAUUCGGGGGAGCUGUUCCGCAUUAUUUGUGUCUGUGAGUGAGUGUAAAGUGAAUGGAAUCAUGAAUGUGUGAUCCACACAGUCUAAAAUUCCCGGUUUACUCUGUACCGGAUCCGUUACUGAAUCUACAAAGACAAGUGAAGAACAGAAGAAGAGAAGAAGAAUUUGGAUAAGAAAGUGGCCGCCAUUAAAUUAUAAAAAUCAGAAGCUGAGAGAUAAGAGGGAGAGAGAUAGAGAGAGAGAGAGCCAUGGCUGAAUCUGUAUUCUCUUUGGUACCAGAAGACGUAGUUUUCAAAAUCUUCUUCAAGCUCCAAGACGAUCCAAGAAACUGGGCUCGUCUUGCAUGCGUCUGCACCAAAUUCUCCUCUAUUGUUAGAAACGUUUGCUGGAAAACUCAGUGCUAUUCCGCAAUCCCCACCGUCAUCUCCGAUCUCCUUCCUCCUUCCGCCGCAUCGUCUUCAUCCAACGCUGCGGAUCCAUCCCUAGCUCCUCCUCCUCCUCCUGGUGGUUGGGCUUCUCUAUACAAACUCGCCGUCUGUUGUCCUGGUCUCUUCCACGCCGGGAUUCUCCUCGAAAACUCCGAUUUCGGUUUGGAACGUGAGCUAGGUCCCGAUCAAAGCCUCGAUCGUAAACCUACACCGACGGAUCUAGCUUGCGACGACGGAGAAGUUUCGAAACCAGUCGGAUCUGGAAUAGAAACGACUUCGUUUUGGUCUCUCUACGACGAUCUCUACACCGAUACGCUCUCCGCUCCUCCGGAAGAUUCAACCGACGUUCAAGAAGAAGAAAUCGAAACGAGUGAGAUCAGACCUGGACGAGAUCUUCCGGUAAGGAAACGAAGGAAGAUUUGUAGAUCUCUAGGAUCUCAUUUAGCUUCAGGAGCUUGGAACCUUAGCCGUGAACAAGGCAACAAGCUUUUGGCCAGUAGAUUCCGCGGCGAUUGUCUCUACAUUUGCAAUUGGCCUGGUUGUAUCCACGUCGAAGAGAAACGAAACUACAUGUUGUUCAGAGGCGUUUUCAAAGAUUUCAAACGCUCUCGUGUUUGGAGAACCAUCAACGACGGUAACCACCGGAGUAAGAUCUCCGGUUUGAAAUGCGCGUUUUGCUUGUGCGACGAGACUUGGGAUCUGCAUUCAUCGUUUUGUUUGAGAAGAGUGUUUGGGUUUCAUGAUGAUGGUGAGCCCGUUGUGAGAGCUUAUGUUUGUGAGAAUGGUCAUGUCUCUGGUGCUUGGACUGCUUUACCUCUCUACACUUAGACAAAACAAGAUUGUUUGGUCUUCUUGUACUGUCUUUAUCAUCUCUAUUGUUUGAGGUUUGUAAUAAUCGUAUGAUCAUUUGUUUCAUAUUCUGGUUAAAGUUGAAGCUUCGA